AUGACUUGGGCGACGCAAAUCAUCGUCGGGGAGUCAUUACAUCAGUGUCCAGCAGACGUGGACGACAAGAGCGUGGACGACAAGAGCGCGGACGACAAGAGCGCGGACGACAAAGGGCGCGGACGACAAAGGGCGCGGACGACAAAGGGCGUGGACAACAAGAGCGCGGACGACAAAGAGCGCGGACGAGAAAGAGCGCGGACGACAAAGAGCGCGGACGACAAAGAGCGCGGACGACAAAGAGCGCGGACGACAAAGAGCGCGGACGACAAAGAGCGCGGACGACAAAGAGCGCGGACGACAAAGAGCGCGGACGACAAGAGCGCGGACGACAAGAGCGCGGACGACAAGAGCGCGGACGACAAGAGCGCGGACGACAAGAGCGCGGACGACAAGAGCGCGGACGACAAAGAGCGCGGACGACAAGAGCGCGGACGACAAGAGCGCGGACGACAAGAGCGCGGACGACAAGAGCGCGGACGACAAAGGGCGCGGACGACAAAGGGCGCGGACGACAAAGAGCGCGGACGACAAAGGGCGCGGACGACAAAGAGCGCGGACGACAAAGAGCGCGGACGACAAAGGGCACGGACGACAAAGGGCGCGGACGACAAAGGGCGCGGACGACAAAGGGCCCGGACGACAAAGGGCGCGGACGACAAAGGGCACGGACGACAAAGGGCACGGACGACAAAGGGCGCGGACGACAAAGGGCACGGACGACAAAGAGCGCGGACGACAAAGGGCACGGACGACAAAGGGCACGGACGACAAAGGGCGCGGACGACAAAGGGCGCGGACGACAAAGGGCACGGACGACAAAGGGCACGGACGACAAAGGGCACGGACGACAAAGGGCACGGACGCCAAAGGGCACGGACGACAAAGGGCGCGGACGACAAAGGGCGCGGACGACAAAGGGCACGGACGACAAAGGGCACGGACGACAAAGGGCACGGACGACAAAGGGCACGGACGGCAAAGGGCACGGACGACAAAGGGCACGGACGACAAAGGGCACGGACGACAAAGGGCACGGACGACAAAGGGCACAUAAUAUAG
This is a messenger RNA of Procambarus clarkii (red swamp crayfish), 1062 nucleotides long. NCBI's taxonomy places the organism in Eukaryota, Metazoa, Arthropoda, Malacostraca, Decapoda, Cambaridae. The record is from RefSeq and is a predicted model, not a curated record.